CUCCAUCUCCUUUUCUGCUCUAUUUGAUUUCCAGUUCAACCAUGGUUCCUUUGAUUUGCCUAUUGCUUUUCUUGGUCAUGACUGGCCAUUCAAGUGCUACUUAUUGUUUAUGUAAAGAUGGAGUGAGUGAACAAGCUCUUCAAACAGCCCUGGAUUAUGCGUGUGGAAACGGAGUAGAUUGUUCUGCAAUUCUCCAAAAUGGUGCAUGCUAUAAUCCCAACACAGUGAAAGAUCACUGCAACUAUGCUGUGAAUAGUUAUUUCCAGAACAAUGGUCAAGUUACAGGAAGCUGUGAUUUUGCUGGAGCUGCUACAGUUAGUCCAAAUCCUCCUACCAAUAUUGCUUCUACUUGCACCUAUCCAUCAAGUAGCACUGGCACUGGCAUUGGCACUGGUCCUGGUCCUGGCACCGGCAUCGGUACAACUCCGACGACCGGGAUUCCGACUGGAACGAGCACCGCCUUUGGCCCAAGCGGAUCAACGAGCAUCAACCUUCCAAAUCAUGCGGUUGCCGUCGUCUUCAUGAGCGUUAACAACAUUUUCUUCACUUUUUUCGUCACUCUUUGGAUUGUAACGCGAGGCUUUUGACUUUUGAUAUAGCAUAAAA
Messenger RNA from Hibiscus syriacus, 606 nucleotides. RefSeq names its product PLASMODESMATA CALLOSE-BINDING PROTEIN 3-like. Bases 42 to 587 code for a protein of 181 amino acids. The record is from RefSeq and is a predicted model, not a curated record. The transcript is spliced from 4 exons. NCBI's taxonomy places the organism in Eukaryota, Viridiplantae, Streptophyta, Magnoliopsida, Malvales, Malvaceae.